Messenger RNA from Lactuca virosa, 790 nucleotides. The record is from the annotation of a GenBank genome assembly. Lineage: Eukaryota; Viridiplantae; Streptophyta; Magnoliopsida; Asterales; Asteraceae.
CCCUCAAACGACGUCGCUUUGGCUUAAAAUUUUAAAUCUCUGAUUUGGGAAAACAACUGAACUCACACAUCGAUUGGUAUUUGGGGUGUGUGUGGUCGUAAAAUUCAGAACAGACGAGGAGAUGGGAGCGGAUUCGGAGCAUGAAAAGGACGAUUAAGAGCAUUUGGCUGAAAGAAUCGAGACACUAGGGCAUAAAUCGAUCGCACAUAGAUUCUCGAUUACCCUAUGUUGAUGUGUGGUCACGGGAACACAAAAAAGGAGGAAGGUAGUCGCUGAUGGAGGUGGCGCUGACCACUAGAGAGGGUAGCUGCGACAUCAAGCUGGAGGUUGCCGGAGAAAGGUUUCCCAAUCAGGUUAAUGCGACAGUGCUGCAGUAUCAAAAUCAGAAACUUGUCCAGCAGUUAAACGUCCAGAAGCAGCAAUUACAUGAUCUAGAAGAUAAAAUUAAAGAAUUAAGAUAUGAGCAAACUUCUUAUGAUGACUUUUUUUUUUUAUCAAAAUCAACCAACUAUGGCCACAGAUCUACAGGUUGCCUGGGAAAGUUUGUGCUAUGCCACCGCUACAUUACACAUACAAAAGGAAGGGUAAAAAGGGAAAAACAAUCAAUAGAAGAUGAUGAUGCAAGUGAGGAGAAGUAUCAACCGGAUGUUAAAAGAAGUCUGUUGAAUUGAACUCAGAUUUGGGUUGAGGGAGACAACAAGAAAGUUAGAUCAGUUGAGAGAAAGUUAGAACAGUUGAGAGAAUUUGAUUGUAUUUACUUCUAUUUAACAUCAUUAUACUUUUAUAAAUG